UUUAAUUAUUGAGUCUUUUUGAUUUGUUUCGUUAUUUUCUUGAAAGCUGAGUUACCAGUUAGUGCUAAGAGACGGAAGGAAGCUUCAAAUCUUUGCUUCUUGAACACUGAGGAGAGAAUACAAGCAGCAAUGGCUCAACACGGAAAAUGGGUUGAAAAAACCAAUUCCAGAGGAUAUACGUUUCAGCAGUGUGAUGGAAAGCAUGUAAGUUUGACUGAGCUGAAAGAGAAGUUCCCUGAAAACUGCUACCUGAGGAAGGAAAACAUUCCCUGUUAUCCCACAUAUGUCUUCAAUGUGAAAAAAGUCUGCCAUGUAACUGAGAGGCCGGGUCUUGACGGGAUCUUAAGUGACAGAGGAUUCAAAGGGAAAGAUGACUUCCUCUGGUGGGGCCUUUCAGUGACUGAUGAUGACAUUGUCAAUGCUGAGAAAAGAAUCCAGCUGCCUAUCUCUGAUAAAUUUACCACUUCACCUGCAUUCCUACGUGAAUCCCGUUAUGGCAACUUCUGCUUCAGCUUUAAUUUAAAUGAGCUUCUAAACCUAUACAGCAAGCAAUUUUGCCGGAGAACGUCUCCGAUUCUGCGUGUAUUAGGCACCCACCUCUACAGGCAGGAGAUCGCCUAUUUAGUUUUGGUGCAUCCACGACAUAUAAGGCGUUAUAGGAAAUAUCCUCGUCUACCCAUUGAUGAGGAAUUUUUGUGUGGGUACAGUCAAAAGAAAAUAUCCUGGCACUGCCAGUCUCCUUCAAAUGAAUAUAACCGCCAUGAGGAGGAGAAGGAGAAAGAUGACAGAUCUCACGGAAGGCCAGAAUAUUUUGUAUGGGAUAAUGUAUCCGUGGCCUUCCAUAUGAAUCCACAUUGGGUACUGCGUGUAGGUCAUAAACGGCUAUUUAAAAGCUUGAGUGUGUGUGAGGUAGCUUCAAGGAACCUCUUAAAAGAUCAGGAAAUGUCUGUCCACGACGCUGAGAAAAUAGUAAAGUAUUACAAGGAUAAAUAUAAUUGAUUAGAGGUGGUUGAUCUUACUUCCAUGCU
Messenger RNA from Clarias gariepinus (North African catfish), 1028 nucleotides. RefSeq lists its product as uncharacterized. The transcript is spliced from 3 exons. Lineage: Eukaryota; Metazoa; Chordata; Actinopteri; Siluriformes; Clariidae. The coding region runs from base 130 to 999 and encodes 289 amino acids. The record is from RefSeq and is a predicted model, not a curated record.